AUGGAUAUUUUCACUGCGAUUGCCCAAGGGCGUGUCAGACAAAUAGGACACAUUUUGCAAGACAAUGAAAACAGUUUAUCUAUCACAACCCAUGAUGGAAAAACUGCGCUUAUAUAUGCCGUUUGUGAAGCCAAAGAUGAAAUAAGGACGCAUCUAGUGCGCAUGCUCCUUAAACAAGGAAGUGAGAUAAACGCGACGGACGAAAAUGGGCGAACCGCGUUGAUGUACGCGUCAAUGGACAACGACAAACUAGAUCUAGUACGUGUAUUGGCUAGAUGUAAGGGUUGUGAUCCAAAUAUUAAAGACAAUGAAGGAAAUACGGCGAUAAUGCACGCAAUCAUGUGCGCAAAUGCGGCGGCAAUAAAAGUUCUUGUGAACUCGUCUGUCACUAAGUCAACGAUAAAUCUCGAAUUAGCAAACGGACAAGGGCUUACGUCAUUGGAACUGAGUGUCAAAUUACAAAUGCCAGAAUGUUGUAAGGUUCUUGUCUGUGAGGGUGGUGCAAAUACGAAGCACGUAAACAACCAAGUGGGGCUUAUGCGACUUCUUGAGGAUGAAAACUUGUUUCAAAGAAAUAAUACCCCGCAUUCUAGACACCCUUCAAGGAAUGCAUUUGUAAACAGGAAAUUAGAUUCUCCAAUUCUUGAAAAUAAACAGUUCGAAGGGUCAUACAUGUCACGUGACACGACACCAAAUUAUGUUGACGAUUUUCUAGGAAGAGGAACACCACACAACGGACUCUCGCGCUCAAAUAGUCUCCACAGAAGCAAUAGUAACUUGUACAAGCGACGUCCAGAAGCCGGAAGUCGACCUUCCAGUCUGUCGUUCGCGAAAGAUGUACUUGGGAUAUUAAACUCACAGAAAAACUUAAAGCGAGUGUUGACACCAAUUUCCGGAAGAAACGGAACACCGGUUACGACAAAGGCCGAGAUUUCCGAAGAUCAGUCUAUCGGAAAUAGAACCAGACUUCCCAGUAUUCCAAGCGGCCGGAAGUUAUUCCUAGUGUCAUCCAAAAACAAUUUUAAUGGUUAUGGUAAUUCGGAAACGUAG
Mercenaria mercenaria is the source of this 1050-nucleotide messenger RNA. Its product is annotated as ankyrin repeat domain-containing protein 26-like. The transcript has a single exon. The coding region runs from base 1 to 1050 and encodes 349 amino acids. Gene Ontology annotation, biological process: regulation of gene expression. NCBI's taxonomy places the organism in Eukaryota, Metazoa, Mollusca, Bivalvia, Venerida, Veneridae. Gene Ontology annotation, molecular function: protein binding. Gene Ontology annotation, cellular component: nucleus. The record is from RefSeq and is a predicted model, not a curated record.